Molecule: messenger RNA, 1600 nt
Organism: Ailuropoda melanoleuca (giant panda)
Lineage: Eukaryota; Metazoa; Chordata; Mammalia; Carnivora; Ursidae
Gene: DIO1
Product: iodothyronine deiodinase 1
Exons: 5
Biological process (GO): thyroid hormone metabolic process
Molecular function (GO): thyroxine 5'-deiodinase activity
Source: RefSeq, a predicted model, not a curated record
AUGGGGCUGUCCAGGCCAGGGCUGUGGCUGAAGAGGCUCUGGGUCUUCUUGCAGGUGGCCAUGCACGUGGCCGUGGGCAAAGUGUUCCUGAUACUGUUUCCCGAGAGAGUCAAGCAACAAGUCUUGGCCAUGAACCAGAAGAAUCCCCACUUUUCCUAUGACAACUGGCUCCCGACCUUCUACGGCAUGCAGUAUUUCUGGUUUGUCCUGAAGGUCCGAUGGCAGCGACUAGAGGACAGGACUGAGCCCGGGGGUCUGGCCCCCAACUGCCCUGUGGUCCAGCUCUCAGGACAGAGGUGCAACAUUUGGGACUUCAUGCAAGGCAACAGGCCAUUGGUGCUGAAUUUUGGAAGUUGUACCUGACCUUCAUUUCUUUUCAAAUUUGACCAAUUCAAGAGACUUGUUGAAGACUUUUGCUCCACAGCAGACUUCCUCAUCAUUUACAUCGAGGAAGCACACGCAUCAGGACAGGCAGCAGGAGCGCAGACGCAAGCACACACAGUGUAUCCCUGGGGCAGACGGCCCUUCGGGAGAGCAGCCGCCAUGAGUUUCAGAAAGAGGAUUGGGUACCUUCAGGUGUCUGUGGUCAUCAUGGCUGAGAAGAGACGAUGCCUUGAGGUCGUCACAGAUGGCUGGGCUUUUAAGAACAAUGUGAACAUCAGGACUCACCGGAAUCUCCAGGAUCGCCUGCAGGCCGCCCGCUUGCUGCUGGACAGGACCCCCCGGUGCCCCGUGGUGGUGGACACAAUGGAGAACGAAAGCAACUGGCGCUACGCAGCGCUGCCCGAGAGGCUCUACGUGCUCCGGGAGGGCAGGAUCCUCUACAAGGGUAAAUCUGGCCCUUGGAACUACCACCCAGAGGAAGUCCGUGCUGUUCUGGAGAAGCUCCACAGUUAGUCUGGAAAGAUCCCCCAGUUCUAGGUGAUCAACAGGAGGGCUCCUCAAGUCUUGGCUCGCCUCCCAGCCCAGGUGGCUUUUACCUCUGGACUCCUGUCCCCUGCCGAACCACUAGCUCAGAUUGGUCUGGUCCUACCAAACAAUUGUAAUCAGAAAACAAAGCAGCAAGUAAGCUGAAUGUUAAAGACCAUACAACUCGAUUCUGCCCCCACGGUGGAGACCACAUUCGUCGCACGACAUCGCCACGUGAGAGAGGCCCCACUCCAUGCUGAGGUGUGCUCUCUCUCUCCAGCCACUCUGGUACCAAGUGGUCAGGUACGGCAGUCCUUAUGUUAGGCAAAUUCAUUUUCCCCAAUUGGCCAUUUAUGGACUUGAUCACCUAAGACACUAAACUGACUUUUAGAACCAAGCAUGGGGAGAACGCCAGUUGUUCAGAGAAAGAGAUGAGGAAUUGAAAGCUGUUGCUCAUUUAUGCAGAAGCUUGCAUUCAAAAUUGUUUCUCUGAUUUCUUUGCAAGUCUCCUAAUGGUCAUUUGUGUUAGAUUACAUCAGACUAAUGGAUAACCAUUGGCAUUCAUCUGUUUUAACUCUGCUUCUUUUCAUAUUUGUCUAUGACGGCCACAGCCUAAAGUACACACAGCUGUGACUUGAUUUGAAAGAAAAUGUUUUAAGAUGCAGCAAGCUAAUACAGAAUGAUCAAACUA